AUGCCCAGACUGCCUCUGUUCGUACCUGCCUUCCUUCUUUUUCUCUCCCUCCUCCCACCAAGAGUCUCUGCCCACUGUCAACGGUUCCACAAGUCCACUUGUGAGCAGCACACCGCCUUUGUGCCGGGACAUAAUUUGGCCGGGGAAGGGAUUGACAUAACCACGCUGCAAAGAAAGGGGGCCUACUUGGUGGACACCAGACAAUGGCUGGACUCGAACGGGACCUGUGUUCUGUGCCGGAACCCCCUGAUGGACGGGCAGCUGCAGCGACUUCCUCUGGCCGGCAUGGACUGGCGGGUAGACGUCUCGUGCCACCGUCAAGUGAGCAGUUCCAUAGAGCACUCUGAUGUGGAUGUGGCCAACGCGUUGGCCGGGGAGGUGAAGAACAACUGGAAAACGGAGCUGAAUUUGCCCAAGGAGUUGGAAUCCAUCGCCAAGGGCCAGGUGGCUUUAGUUGGGUCUCACUCUCAGAUGGUCAUUUACGUGCAUGAGAAAGCCCAACAGGACAGGUAUAUCUUCGUGAGGCACGAAGUCUCCUGUGAGUAUUACCGGCUAAGACUCUUCCCAAGGCCUGCACUGCUGUCCCCUCACUUCUCCCAUGCUGUACGGAACCUGCCGAGCAAAUACGACCCCGAGGAGUACCAGCAUUUCAUUGACACCUAUGGCACACACUACAUCAGCCAAGCCCAGCUUGGAGGGAGAGUACGCAACCUGCUGGCUGUGCGGACUUGUGGAGCCACCUUGGCAGGUUUAACAGCAUCCGACAUCAAGGACUGCCUGACCUUGGAAGCAUCUCUAGGUCCUGACUGGAUGUCCCUUUCAUUGAACAUCAAAUGCCAGGAGCUUCGGAGGAACCAAGCCAGAGGCAAGUUCAGGGAAGCCUAUGGUCAGCGGCGCACGGAGGUCGUGGGAGGGGACAGCCAGGCAGAGCUGCUGUUUGCAGAACCUGGGGAAGUCCUGCUGUUUUCAGAAUGGAUGGAGAACGUCAAAAUGAGUCCUGGUGUGGUUUCUUAUUCCCUCCUACCGGUCCAUACUUUGAUAGAUCGCGGAGACCCACGGAAGGAAGUGCUGAGGGGUGCCGUGAGGGACUACAUCGCUCAGAGGGCCCUCUGGAAGAACUGCACACAACAGUGCCCUGGCCGCAGCUACCCUAGUUCAAAAAACCCUUGCGUGUGCAUGUGUCACCCCGACGCCAUCACUGACACCAUGUGCUGCACCCGGGAACGGGGUCUUGCCCGCCUACAAGUCCACAUACAUAAGGGAUCUGGCCUGUGGGCUGACCACUUCUCUGCCACCGAUGCCUACGUCAAAGUUUUCUUCCAAGGACGAGAAAUGCGGACGAGCGUCAUCAAGAACAACAACAAUCCUUGGUGGUCGGAAACCCUGAACUUUGGGCCGGUGAAACUGACGGGCCUGGACUACAUCGAAGUCCAGAUCUGGGACAAGGAUGUCUGGCACGAUGACCUCUUGGCAACCUGUUAUGAGGGUUUGGUGACUGGGGAUAAAGUCUGGAGAAAAUGUUAUCCGGCUCAUGGACACGUAGAGUAUUACUACGAGUUAGAGUGUGGUCCCACUCUGGGUGGCAACAGCUGCCACUACUACGUUCCUCAGAAGCAACAUUAA
Euleptes europaea (tarantolino) is the source of this 1623-nucleotide messenger RNA. RefSeq names its product perforin-1-like. The record is from RefSeq and is a predicted model, not a curated record. Gene Ontology annotation, biological process: immune response. Gene Ontology annotation, cellular component: membrane attack complex. The coding region runs from base 1 to 1623 and encodes 540 amino acids. NCBI's taxonomy places the organism in Eukaryota, Metazoa, Chordata, Lepidosauria, Squamata, Sphaerodactylidae. The transcript is spliced from 2 exons.